AUUACAACGAAAAAUAGGACACACUUAUCAUUUUCCAUUCUUCCCUCUCCAACCCUGUUAAGCGGUGUGAUCAAUGUCCUAUUGAUCCACUUAUUACUGGAGUUUCAACAUUUUCUGUGCUAAUUACAUUUUAUCAAAUUCAAAAUUCCAAUAUAUGUCGUUUUCCACGCACAGGGAUCGAUUGGCGAAACUAGAAAUUUCAUUAAGGGUGUUCAAGAUUUAGUAUAUAUGUAUGAAAAAAAAAAAUUCUGACCUAUAUACUCUGUAUAAUUCUUCAUAUACAUAAUAUAAUUUUUCGACGAAACUAUAUCAAUGUUAUUUGGAUUGUUCUAAGGUUGUUUCUUGAUUAACCAAGAAAAUUAUGUUGUAAUUAUAUUUCUUAGGUUUAAUUGGAUUUUUUGGUAAUUUUGUAUCUGGGGUUUAAGUUUUUGAAAAGAGCAAAUGAAUGUGGUUGGUAAAGUUAGUAGCUUUAUAACACAGGGUGUGUAUUCAGUUGCCACCCCAUUUCAUCCUUUUGGUGGAGCUGUUGACAUAAUUGUUGUGAAGCAAAAUGAUGGGACUUUUAAGAGUACCCCUUGGCAUGUUCGAUUUGGUAAAUUUCAGGGUGUUCUUAAACGGGCGGAAAAAGUGGUUCGAAUUGAAGUUAAUGGUGUAGGAGCUGACUUCCAUAUGUAUCUUGAUAAUUCGGGUGAAGCUUAUUUUAUCAGAGAAGUUACUGCUGAUAAUGAGCGUGAAGUAAACGAGGAUUCGAGGGAUUCUUUUGAAAAGGAAGAAGUGGAUACUAGUGAUCUUGAUAAUGCGAACAACAAUGAAGGUGUAAAGGAGGGUGAUCUGUCGAGAAAUGAGGAUAAUGACUCUAAUAAAGCUGUUUUAUCAUCGCGAGAUGAAGGUGUGACUCUAGAUAGGGGAGGUUCCGAUGAUGACAGGAGAUGCUAUGAGUUUCUGGAUAAACAAACUUCUUUGGAGGACUUGGUUUUAGAAGAAUUUGGUUCCAGUAGACAUGAGAAUUCGGAUAAUGUUGAGGAAGUGUUGGAAUCACUGGACUCCAGUUCUGAAGUUGUUAUGGUUAGUGUAGAUGGCCAUAUAUUGAAAGCACCAAUCUUAUCAUCUGAAAGGAAUGUGGAAGAUGUCGAAUUAGACACGCCUAGGUUUCAUCUAGGCCCUGGUCAAGGGACAGAUUUUUCUGAUGGUAACUCAGAGUUCAUCUCAGGUGAAGCUACAUGGGCCGAUGAGUAUUCGAGUUAUCAGGCAUCACCCAAAGUUGCUCCUGCAGACGCUUGCAAUGUGAAAAAAGAGAGCAGUAAGGUUGAGCACCAGAGAGAUUUUUCAAAAGUAGAUGGUCAGUUUCCAGAGAAUUUGGAUGGGAAGAACCAGGAAAAUGUCAAUGUGGAGGUUACAUCAUGUGGUAUUAAGAAGGAUGAGGUGUCCAACAGCUGUUUGGAGCUACCAGCAUCUGGCACGCAUGAUGGGAACGAGAUAAAUCAGCCAGAUGUGGUUUCUCCAGUGAAGAUCCGGGAAGUGGUUGACGAUUUAGAAAAGAAGCCUCCUGGGAAACUGGGAGACAACAGCUCGUUAAAUCCUAUUAAAUCCCUUCAGCAAGGCGAGUCAGUGAUGGAUUCUAAUGGUUUUGAUGGCUCAAGAAAUCAUCAUAUUGUUAGUGGUAAACACCCCGGUGAAAAGAAUGAUGUAUCCUUAGCAUCUGGAGAAAUAAAAAGUUGCCAUCAAGAAUCAUGUGAAUGUGGUCAAUGCAAAAAUGUGAGGAGUCUUAUAGAAGCUUCUCUCAAAGUAAUAGUGACAGGAGUAGAGAUAUCCCUUUGUGGCAACUUGCUUCAUGCUGGAAUGGGUUCUAGUUCUGCUAGAGAAGCCUUUGAUGCAAAUCGCAUAUCCGAGGAGGAAUUCAGAAGUUCUUCAGAAUCCAUAAUCAAGAAUGAAAACUUAGUUGUCAGAAUUCGAGGAAACUAUAUUUUUUGGGAUAGAGCUGCUCCUCUCAUCCUUGGCAUGUCCGAAUGUGAUAUGGAAUUGCCUGUUGAAUAUGCAGAUGUCAUACCUGUGGAACCGAAGGAGACCUCAAAAUCAGGACAGGAUGAUAGCGGGAUAUCUUCGGUUCCUUCUGGAAGACGAUGGACUCUCUGGCCAAAUCCAUUUAGAAGGGUUAAGACACUUGACAACAGUAACUGUAAUUCAUCAAAUGAAGAGGUCAUAGUUGAUUCUGAAUCUAACUCAAUAUGUCAGCCUAUGGAACAAACAGCAAUCACUAAAGGAGGCAAGGAAACUCCUCAGGUGCAACUUGUGAGAACGAAUAAUCCCACUUCCGAUCAAAUCACAUCUUUAAACUUGAAGGAGGGGCAGAAUAUGGUAACUUUCAUUUUCUCAACCCGAGUCCUAGGGGAGCAAAAGGUUGAAUCCCAUAUAUACUUGUGGAAGUGGAACUCAAAAAUUGUUAUAUCUGAUGUUGAUGGGACUAUUACCAAGUCUGAUGUUCUCGGCCAGUUUAUGCCUUUGGUUGGAAAGGACUGGACCCAUUUUGGAACUGCCAGACUUUUCUCUGCAAUCAAGGAAAAUGGGUAUCAGCUACUAUUUCUCAGUGCACGUGCGAUUGUUCAAGCAUAUCUGACCAAGAAUUUCCUGUUCAAUCUCAAACAGGAUGGAAAAACUCUACCCACAGGACCUGUUGUCAUUUCGCCCGAUGGUUUAUUUCCGGCAUUGUACAGAGAAGUUAUAAGAAGAGCUCCUCAUGAAUUCAAGAUAGCCUGUUUAGAGGACAUCAAAGCACUUUUCCCACAAGAUCACAACCCAUUUUAUGCGGGGUUCGGGAAUAGGGACACUGAUGAAUUCAGUUACAGAAAAAUAGGAAUUCCUAAAGGCAAAAUUUUUAUAAUCAACCCAAAGGGGGAGGUAUCAAUUAAUAAUCAAAUUGAUGUGAAAUCCUAUACGUCAUUGCACAGUUUAGUCGAUGACAUGUUCCCACCAACAUCCAUGGCUGAGCAGGAAGAUUUUAACAUAUGGAACUAUUGGAAAAUGCCCAUCUCAGACAUCAAUUACUUGUAGUGAUUUGGGAAGCUGACAACAAUUGCCACUGCUGAUUUUUGGUCCAAUUUCAAAGAAAAAUACUUUACUUGCAACCGGAGUUUACACCAAAUCGAUCAAUUAACCGUAAGAAUUCCAAAUUUAUCACAUGGUACGAGUUGUUGACAAAAUAUGUUAAACACUUGUCUUAUCGUUAUUAGUUUGAUGUAAACACCAGGUGCGGAUAAGUUUUCAUCUUAUUAAGUGUAAAAAAUGAUUUUGUAGUCAUGAUCAAAGCAUAAAUUCCUGAGGGAAUAAAGUUUUUCGAACGA
Messenger RNA from Capsicum annuum, 3338 nucleotides. Its product is annotated as phosphatidate phosphatase PAH1. NCBI's taxonomy places the organism in Eukaryota, Viridiplantae, Streptophyta, Magnoliopsida, Solanales, Solanaceae. The transcript has 11 exons. Bases 442 to 3048 code for a protein of 868 amino acids. Gene Ontology annotation, molecular function: phosphatidate phosphatase activity. The record is from RefSeq and is a predicted model, not a curated record.